ACCAAACUCGAUCUUCAUCCCUUCCCUCCCUUCCCUUCCCCUCCCCUCCCCUCCCCUCCUUGGCAUUGCUUCCUCUUUUCGAUGACUUGACAGAAUAGAGAGCGAGAGCGCCAGAGAGCGCGAAAUAGAGACACUUUACAGGAAGAAUGAUCAGUGGAGCUCGAUUGCAGCCAAUUCUUACUUAGAGAGGGGCCGCCAAGAAAGAGAGAGAGGAGGAGGAGGAGGAGGAGGAGGAGCUAAAUGUAGCCGAAAUGAAGAAGGAGCCGAUGGAGGAGGAGGAACAGGAGGGUCCAAGGUGCCGAGUGGUCCGAAUGUCCAACUUUUGCUCGAUGUGUGUUUGAGAGUGUAUGGGUUUGGUUUGGCCUGGCUUGGAUUGGUCGGCUUUGUACAUCGUAGUUGGUUUGGCUCACGCAUGGAUGGCCUCAUGGCCCUCGGGUUCCGUGGACAGUGAAAAGCGUUCAUUCAGUCCUUGAUCUGGUCGCUGGGAAAAGAGACGCGAAAGUGUUCUUUAGUGAUCGUUUUCUUGUCGGCAAGCUACAUACCAUACGACUUUCGACGAGGAAAGAGCGUUGUACUGUUGCGCUUGACGCACUCGGACAGAGAGGAGGGUGAGGGAGCGAUAGCGACACAGACCAGACCAGACCAGACCAGACCAAACCAGACGAGAGCUGUUCGAGAACGUUUCAUCCGGGUCGUGGUGGUCGUUCUUCUUCGGCCUGGCUUGAGUUGGCCUGGCCUGGCCUGGAAAAAGGCGUCCAUUGUUUGGCUGCCUUCCGUGCUCGAUCGAUGACGAUCGCUACCGUGGAGGGGUUACCCAUGUUGAAAACGGUAGAUAGAUGAACGACCUUCUUGCGAGAGAAUUUGGUUUCGAUCUCUUCUAUUUAUUUGUAGAUCUAAUUUCCGAGGAGAGGAGAGGAAUCCUGCACAUUGAGAGGACAAUUUACGGGUUUAUCGUGUCUUUUCAAGGCUGUCGUCGAAGUUCUCUCUUUCUCUUCAGUUGUUUGUCUGGGGACCUAUCGUCUUCCUGGAUUAUCUGUCAUGGACUUUGAUGGGAAACAGCCGAAGUCGGUGGAAAUGGUGUCUAUGGAUGCGAUGAAUGCGAUGGAUGCGGAUGUUUGGGAACAUCUCCCAGAGCAGCUGCUGAGGUCUAUACUGUCCCGUCUGCCGUGGUGGAGUAAUUUGAAGAUGCGUUCAGUGUGCCAGUCUUGGAAUCUGAUACUGCGCAACACGGAAUUCUUGAAAACUUGUUUCCCAGUGCCAUCCGAACGACCACCGUGCUGGAUGUCGAAGACUAGCGACGAAAACUGCUACGGAAUUCGGAACUGGACGAAGACCAAAGGUCGACCUAUUCACAAGACAUCGCUUUUGCCUGGUUUUCCUAGGGCAUUACAGUACUCUGUCAAAGCUGCCGCAGGGGGGCUUCUGCUCAUGGAGAAUCAUGACGAUGGCAAGCUUGGUAGAGUUGUAGUGAAUCCCCUCAAUGGAACUCAUAGGCAGGUUCCUCCUCUGCCCAAGCUAGAAGAUGCAGAAGUGGGGCAAACGAUGGGGAUGGUUAUGGAUCAAACGACACAGAGUCACAAGAUCAUUGCGGUGCAUAGGGAACGAAUUGAUUCUCGGGGAAUUGUCGGGGUACCUACUUUCUUACAGGAGGAAAUUUACGUGUACGACCUAAAAGAUAACCAAUGGCGUUUGGUCUCCAGCUUGAUGGUAACCUAUGAAGACCACCUGAGCCGUUUGUAUCUUAAUGCUGUGAUCAUAAAGAACGAUUUAUACAUCUUAACACUGAUGCAGACAGAGGAGUUUUGGAUUUACCGUGUUUUCAAAGUCUCGUCCAAAGGCUGGGACGAAGUGCCAGCGGUUUUUGCAUAUCAACUCAAGAACGUGGAUCUCUUUGAGCACAACGGGUACCUUAUGCUGGUGGGAUCGGCUUUCAAAAACCUCCGAGUCCAGAUAUGGAGGCACGAUUGGGUAACAAAAGAGUGGGAGGAAAUGUUGACGAUGCCCCACGAGAUGCUCGGCAGAGGCAGCAUCAAGUCGCCUGAGGGAGCCAUGUUCACGUUCUACUCUCAAGGAGAUCAUGUGUGCUUCAUUGUAGAGCCGUCUCGAUCACUUCGGAUCACUUGUGAUAUCGUGAAAAGGGAGUGGUGGUCAGGAACUUCCCCAACCUUUCGAUUUAUGAAUGGUGAAGAAGUUGGUUGGUUAUUUCAACCUCGGUUAGACAUUGUUCUGUAACCCUCUUCAUAGCUUAGAUUUUCCAUCCUCUGUCACAUUUCCAACAUCUUCGCACCAUUUUAGAAGUAUCUCCAAUAUUACACGCUGAAGGUAUAUUUUCAUUUUUUCACUGAAUCGGCUUCAACCUCUCCUGUUGCAUGAGAUUCAUGCACAACCUUUGGCAACGUGAACCCGAAGGCUAGCUGAUUCUUUCAGCUGGCCAGUUCCAUGUUGUGUUGUAAGUUUUAUAAACGUUGACUUCAUUCAUCAACAACUAUGGAUCUGAAAGUUUGCCGCUUUCUAUCAUGCCUGAGACAUCAUUAGU
This is a messenger RNA of Marchantia polymorpha subsp. ruderalis, 2536 nucleotides long. NCBI's taxonomy places the organism in Eukaryota, Viridiplantae, Streptophyta, Marchantiopsida, Marchantiales, Marchantiaceae. The record is from the annotation of a GenBank genome assembly.